AGGCUCUUUCGAAAUAUUCUAACUUUUAUACCCAGAACUCAAAAACCCUUCCUUUUUUUGCCCCUAAAAAACCUGCUUUCUUCUUCCGCCAUUGUUUCUUUGAGAAUCGUCAAUGGCGGAAGAAGAAGAAGUAAGAAUGGAAGUAGAAGCUGUUGAAGCCGUUUAUGGCGAUGAUUGUAUCGUCCUCAACAGAUUUCCUCCUCAUCUUCAUCUCCACAUCAAACCUCGAACAGCCGACGUCCAUUUUCAACAGUUUGUGGAAGCAACCAUUGAGUUACGGGCUGGUCCACAGUAUCCCAGUGAUCCACCUUAUGUUGGUAUUAUAGGUUCUAAAGGGCUUGAUGAGAAAAGGCUAAAACAUCUGAGUAAUGGUUUACAUGAUAUGGCUCAUGAACUGGCAUCUUGUUUGAUGCUUGUGGCGCUUUGUGAGGAAGCAGUGGAAAGACUUACUAGCAUGAACCACCCUGAAGGUGAUUGUCCACUGUGUUUGUAUCCUUUGGUACCAGAAGAUAGGCACAGUGAAUCCGAGCCAUUUAUGAAGUUGAUGUCUUGUUUUCAUUGCUUUCACUGUGAGUGCAUUGUGAGAUGGUUGAAAUGGAUCUUGAAAGAGAAUGAAGCCUGUUGCAGAAUCUCAAGUAGUCUGUCAUCUAUCAUCAAUGAAGAAAAGGAACUAAUUUCAGAUUUACGCCAAAUGAUGGGAGAUAAUACAGGAAACUGUCCUGUCUGUCGCAAAGUCUUUCUGGCCAAAGACAUUGAACAUGUGCUCAACUUGGCUGGUUCUCAUGAACCGGAUUCGGAUGUUUAUGAUAAGGAACUUGUGGAAAAAGUCCUCCAAUGUGACCUGGAGACUAGUAGAAGACGGAAGUUUGAGGCGAUCUUGGAGCUUCAACAACAGCAUGGUGGCUUGAUCGAACCUCCGAAAGGCAAUGUAUUAUUUUCGCGCCUUUCUCUCCAAGACUUGGUCAGGGAGGAUGCCGAUGCAAUGAAUGAUGGAACUAGUGAGCAACAGCAAACCAAUCAUAUAGGCAGAGAAGAACCGGAGUCCAGUAGCUCUUCAAAUCGCACCCGUGGAAGGAGAAGGCAACAUCAAAGAGGUCACACUGUCGUGGUGGAACCUGCAUCUCGUGGUCCCCAAACUAGGUCUAGUGCUGGGCAGCACGGACAUUCUGGCAUGAGAAAACAUGGUAGAUAUUAUUCUAGAGUGCAAGCCAAGCCGCGUCCCAAGGAAUAAAGAUACUCUUGGCUUAGGUCGAAUUCAGGUACCUUUUCUCCACUUUCCUAUGGUGGUUGGAAAAUGCUGUAGUAUGUCAUAGUACUUUGCCUCUGUGCAUAAAGUUAAAUCUUGUCGAUAAAAAACAAGGAUCGAAAUUAUAUCCUUUUGUCAUUUAUAUAUUCUUUUUCUUCUUAAAAAAAAAACUUUGUUGCUCCCCUUGCUACUUAUUCACCCCUCCAGCUUCUCUAGUUUUUGUGGGGGCUGAGGCGGAUGGAGCUUGCAAAGUGUAGAGAUUACUGUAUUGGAAUCAUACUUGUGUAUAAAUUGGAUUUGUUAUGAAGGGUU
Molecule: messenger RNA, 1558 nt
Organism: Beta vulgaris subsp. vulgaris (sugar beet)
Lineage: Eukaryota; Viridiplantae; Streptophyta; Magnoliopsida; Caryophyllales; Amaranthaceae
Exons: 7
Coding region: 113-1231 (372 amino acids)
Biological process (GO): protein ubiquitination
Cellular component (GO): nucleus
Molecular function (GO): protein binding; ubiquitin protein ligase activity
Source: RefSeq, a predicted model, not a curated record